GAGUUACGGAUACAGCUACGAUGGAAGGAGCAGCUGCCAUGGCCUCGUUCUCCUCCUCCUUCUCAUCAUCCGUGUCGCUGGCGGCGCUCGUGGGGGAGACGGUGAUGACGCCCUCGGGUCAGGCCAACGUAAUCUACCUGGCUGUGAACGAGAGCAGCCCGGGCAGCCUGCUGCUGCAGCUGUGUGAGCUGCUGGCCACCACACCACUGCAGGGUUUGGUGUUUGAGGAGGAGAGACCGCCGCCGCCGAACCAGGCCCCUCUGGCCCCUAUGCUGGAGUUUGUCUCCGCCCAGACGGGGGUUCCUGUGGUAGCCGUAGGGGGAGGGGCCAGCCUGGGACGAGAGCAACAGGAAAGCGGCUCCAUCUAUCUCCAGUUCACCUGCUCCACCGCCCUUCAGCUGGAGGUCAUAUUCGAGGUGCUUGAAGAGUACGACUGGACCUCCUUCUCUGUGGUGACCACCCGUCACCAUGGCUACGAGGACUUCCUGGCCAUGGUGGAGGGUAUGACAGACGGUUCAUUCAUUGGCUGGGAAAAGAAGAGUGUGGUUAUUCUUAACGUGACGGACGACCCUGGCGGAGCCCGAAUUAAAAGACUGCUCAAAGACAACGAAGCCCAGGUCCGUCUGCUGUACUGCUCCCUGGAGGAGGCUGAGCUGAUCUUCCGGGCAGCCUUGGCGGCGGGUCAGGCGGGGCCCAGUCACAUGUGGUUUGCUGUGGGACCGGCCCUGUCUGGUUUGGGCCUGGAGGGGCUGCCCAAGGCCUUAUUCGCCAUCCGGCCGCAGGGCUGGAGGGACGAACCCAGAAGGCGCAUUGCCAAAGGCGUCUCUGUGCUUACCCACGGGGCGAUGGCUCUGCGGCGGGACCAGGGGAGCAACAGCCGGGCGCAGUAUGCUGGCAACUGCCAGACUGACGGCAACCAGACCCACAGAGUGCCAGACAGAAUCAGGUACUUCAACAACAUAUCCAUCGGUGGGCGGGAUUAUUCCUUCAACAGUGACGGCUACCUGUCCAAUCCGCUGCUCGAUGUCAUCUCCUACACCAAUGGGAGGGGCUGGGAGGAGGUUGGCUGGUGGGAAAAUGGGCACCUGCGUCUGCGUUACCAUCCCUGGUCUCGUUACGGCUCCUUCCUGAAGCCUCUGGACGACUCCCAGCACCUCCGAGUGGUUACCCUGGAGGAGAGGCCAUUUGUCAUCGUGGAGCCGGCUGACCCUGGCACCAGCUCCUGCAUCCGAGACUCUGUACCCUGUCGAAUGCCUGUCAAUACCAGCUUGGUGGUGGAUGGCGCCGGGCCCAUGAAGCACUGCUGCAAAGGGUUCUGCAUCGACGUCCUCAAGCGACUGGCUAAAAUAGUGGGUUUCACCUAUGACCUCUACCUGGUGACCAAUGGGAGGCAUGGGAAGAACAUAGAUGGGGAGUGGAACGGCAUGGUUGGAGAGGUGGUGUCCAACAGGGCUGACAUGGCCAUCGGUUCUCUCACCAUUAAUGAAGAAAGGUCUGAGGUCGUAGAGUUCUCCGUACCAUUUGUGGAGACUGGCAUCAGCGUCAUGGUUUCUCGGAGCAAUGGCACCGUGUCGCCUUCUGCUUUCCUAGAGCCCUACAGCCCAGCGGUGUGGGUGAUGAUGUUUGUGAUGUGCCUGUCGGUGGUCGCUGUCACCGUCUUCAUCUUUGAGUUCUUUAGCCCCGUGGGAUACAACCGCAGCCUGCAGAGCGCCAAGAAGUCAGGUGGAUCUAAGUUCACCAUAGGGAAGUCCGUGUGGCUGCUGUGGGCGCUGGUCUUCAACAACUCUGUGCCUGUGGAGAAUCCCAGAGGAACCACCAGCAAGAUCAUGGUGCUGGUGUGGGCCUUCUUUGCUGUCAUCUUCCUGGCCUCCUACACUGCCAACCUGGCUGCCUUCAUGAUCCAGGAGGAGUACAUCGACACGGUGUCAGGGCUGUCGGAUAAGAAGUUCCAGCAGCCGACGGAGCAGUACCCUCCGCUGCGUUUCGGAACAGUGCCAAACGGGAGCACGGAGGAGAACAUCCGCUCUAACUAUCCCAACAUGCACCAGUAUAUGAUCCGCAACAACCAGAAGGGGGUCGAGGAGGCCAUCGAAAACCUCAAGACCGGGAAGCUGGAUGCCUUCAUUUAUGAUGCUGCUGUGCUGAACUACAUGGCCAGAAAGGAUGAGGGCUGCAAGGUGAUGACUAUCGGCUCAGGGAAGGUGUUUGCCACCACGGGCUAUGGAAUCGCCCUGCACAAGAACUCCCGCUGGAAACGACCGCUGGACCUGGCCCUGCUGCAGCUGGUUGGAGACGAUGAGAUUGAUAUGUUGGAGCGUCUCUGGCUGUCGGGUAUCUGCCACAAUGAUAAGAUCGAGGUCAUGAGCAGUAAGCUGGACAUAGACAACAUGGCGGGAGUCUUCUACAUGCUGCUGGUGGCCAUGGGUCUGAGCCUCCUGGUAUUUGCCUGGGAGCACAUGGUGUACUGGAAACUACGGCACUGUGUGAAGCACUCCGGUGGGAUGGACUUCCUCCUGGCUCUCAGCAGGGGGAUGUACAGUUGUUGCCAGUUUGAGGAUGAGACAGCACCUGGAGGUGGCUCUUUGCCUCAAUACCACACCAUGACCACCAUGUCUACUGCUGCCCAACAACACCUUGUAACAGCCACAAUAAAUAACACGACUGCCAUUGCCAUGGUGCAGCAGCAACAGCAACAGAAGCACCACCAGCAACAGGGGCCGACCUAUACGACCAUGCUCCCCGGAUCACCGCAAACUACAGGACAUUCAGCGAUGGCUAUGGGACCCUCAAACAGCCCCUUGCUGGAAGGCCCCAUGCCCUGCUCCACCUUCUUGCCUCGCCAUGACCGCAGACUAGCGGUGGUUGAUCGUUGGAACAGGCCAAAGCCAGAGAAAGUCAUGAGUGUUAGCAGUGGUGGAGGAGUUGGUAUUGGGGGAAUAGCAGGAGGGAUCACUGAACUUCAGGUGCCGCAGUAUCAGGCGAACCUUGGACAGCACUGGAACCCGUUAGGCGGAGUUGCAAGUGGAGCUGGGGGAGCAGGGGGAGGAGGUGACACAGGACUAGAUGAAUAUAAGCGCUACUAUGGUCCGAUAGAUCCAGAGGGGCUAGGGGCUAACUCUGACAAACAGGCAGGGGGACCCCAGCAGACUCCUAAAGCUAAUCCUCGAGGCCCCAAAGCCUCAGGGAUAACAAGGAUGCCUUCUAAAGUCCCUCAACAAGGACCAGGGCACUUAAUCCCCCAGCCACCUCCACUGAUCCCAUCUUCCCCCCGAAGACCUCCUUUCUGGCGACGAGGAAGCCUAGCACAGGCAAGGAGAAAAAGCUUUGGAGGUCCCCUGUAUGAGAAUAUACUCCCUCUAGGGAGACGAGGAGGUGGGAGGUAUGGUGCAAGUGAUGGAGGUGGAAGGAGAGGGCGACGUCCUCCUGCACCUCCUCCUCUGCCUGUUCCUCUCUCCUCCCCAACACACACUCCUACUACUCCCUCCUCCCCAUGCCGUUUCUACUCCUCCUGCUCCAGUGCCUCGUCAUCCUCCUCUUCCGCUACGUCAUCCUCAUCCUCUUCUUCAUCAUCUGCCUCACUGUCUCGGUCGAAUUCCCCCUCGUCCUGCUCCAGUGACAGCUCCUACAACUCCUCAUUGAGUUUUCGGUAUCGUGCUGGCGACAGGGAACUUACGGUGGAUGACGAUUGUGACUCAGAUCUGCUCACAGAGGAGUCCAGCCUCCUUCUCGGUACACGGAGGAAGAUUCGUUCUCGUCGCAUGUCAUCACGCUCGCUGCCGUGCAGCCCUCCACCUCCGCCAGUCCCGCCCCGCAAACCACGCACUCAGAGAGAUAGCGGCAGAGAGAGCAGAGAGAGAACCGGCAGCCAACUGGCCCAAUUACAGGAGUGGUGGGCAUCAUGGGGAGAAAGAGAGCGUGUGAGGUCAGGAACAGCAAGCCGGGGAGAAGGAGGAAUGGGUAAAGAGGAAAAGAGACACCACAAAGAGAGGGAGCGUGAGAGAAAGAGGAGGAAGAAAGGCAGGAAAAAGAAGAAGAGGGAGGACAGGGAGAGAGAACGGGAGCGCAAGCGGCGCAAAGCUAAGAAAAGGAAGAAAGAGGACAAGACGAGGAAGAGAGAGCGGAAGAGGUCAGAGCAGGAGGGGGGAGAUCCUGAAAAAAGAGAAGAACUCAAAUCAGGGACACCAGAUUACCCAUCAUACCCACCCUUGAGGCGAGAAUCCUUUCGGAAAAAAAGUGAAAGCUCAAUAAGAAGCUAUGGAUGGAACGUCCCAGGUGAAGAGGAGAGGAAGGAACGAGAAGAAAAAGAGAGGAAUGAUGGGGAAGACAGCAGAGGGAAAGAAAGACCAAACAGGAGAAGGAACAGCAAGCACUAUCAAAGUUCGAGCAGUAAACCUUCGACAUCUGUCAAAUUCUGGGGAGGGGUCGACCCAUCCUCUGACACCAUUCCAUCUGCCUUUCUGCCCUUGUUGCCUGUCUCCUCUAACAGGAGGAAGAGUAAAAGUUCAGACAGGGAUGUUGUAGGAAUUGAAGGAGAGAGGAGGCCAUUGCUGGGACAGGGCGGAAGAGCUGAGAUGGUUUCCAAGGAGGGGUUAUCUUUCCACAAGUGGGAGUCUGGAGUAGAGGGGGAAGAAGAAGAUUCCGAGCUGGAGAGGAGGAAAGCUGAACGUGGAAAGAGGCGAGGAGGAGGAAGGACAAUGUCCGAUGAAGAGCGAGAACGUGAUAAGGUAGUCGGGAUAUAUUCCGAUGAUGAUGGUUCUUCAGGAGAGUUUGGGAAGUUUGAGAGGUACUGGGAGGAUCAUGAAGGCAGAGCGGUAGGAGGUAUUGGUGGGGGAGGUUGGUUUUUUAGCACCUACCCUUCCAGGGAAAAGGCCAGCAGCAUCACAAGUAGAGAUGACCUGUUCUUGGAGAGAGGAGAGAGGUGGGGGACAGCAGAAAGUGGAUGGGGGUCUGGUGGCGGUGGUGGAGGAGAAGGAGUAGAUAGAGGGUGGGGGUCUGGAUCACACUGGCCCCCGCCUCCUCUCACCCCACCACCACCCCGACGAUACUGGUCGGUCGACAAACUCCACCUUCAGAAUGAGAAGAAGAGUAAACGCAAGUCCAAGGACAAGGGGAGAGGGCGCGCAGGUUGUUCCUCCUGUCAUUCCCCCCAACACCAUCCGCUCUCCCAAUCCUCCAAAUGGGCCCGGGUAACCUCACGUAGUGAGGAAGAGCUGUACCGCCAGAGUUUUGGUGGCCCACUGAAGCCUAAACAUGACUCCUCAGCUUCCACCAAACUUGAUCGCUCACAGAAUCAAUCCAAAUCUGGCAGCCAGUCAAACCUCAAUAUCCAACAGAGGACACAAAGAGCAGAUAGGGAUCGAGAUCGAGGACGACAAUCAUCCCCACCUCCGAACCUCAUACCGAACUUGCCACCCCCACUCCCUGCCCUUCCAGCUCCUCCGUCUUCAUCUCACCCUAUCCACGCUCCUCUCCCUACCUCUUCCUCUUCUGUAUCCUCUCCCUCUGUGGUCUCAUCAACCCCAGGGGCCCCCCAACCCUCUUCCAUGGCUUCGGCAAGUGCCAAACUACAGUAUCAGAGGUUGCGCUCUGUUCCCCAGCCCCAGAGGUUUCCUCAGUCUCCUCACUUACCCCUCAAAGCCAAGAGCCUUUGCUCGCGAAGGGGCUCAGCCCAGUUCUCCAGCGUGGAGAGUGAGGUGUGA
Molecule: messenger RNA, 5699 nt
Organism: Trematomus bernacchii (emerald rockcod)
Lineage: Eukaryota; Metazoa; Chordata; Actinopteri; Perciformes; Nototheniidae
Gene: grin2da
Product: glutamate receptor, ionotropic, N-methyl D-aspartate 2D, a
Exons: 18
Coding region: 21-5699 (1892 amino acids)
Biological process (GO): excitatory postsynaptic potential; synaptic transmission, glutamatergic; monoatomic ion transport
Cellular component (GO): NMDA selective glutamate receptor complex; plasma membrane; postsynaptic membrane
Molecular function (GO): transmitter-gated monoatomic ion channel activity involved in regulation of postsynaptic membrane potential; NMDA glutamate receptor activity
Source: RefSeq, a predicted model, not a curated record